Brassica rapa (field mustard) is the source of this 1042-nucleotide messenger RNA. Its product is annotated as glutathione S-transferase U10. The record is from RefSeq and is a predicted model, not a curated record. Gene Ontology annotation, cellular component: cytoplasm. Gene Ontology annotation, molecular function: glutathione transferase activity. Lineage: Eukaryota; Viridiplantae; Streptophyta; Magnoliopsida; Brassicales; Brassicaceae. Gene Ontology annotation, biological process: glutathione metabolic process.
AUAGAGCUAGAGCCGUCAGAUGCUGCAGCGUAUGUUUCACUCUCGAACAUCCUUGCAGAGGUUGGUGAAUGGGAAGAAGUGGAGGAAACUCGGAAGCUGAUGAAAGGAAAAGGUGUAGAGAAGGAACCAGGGUGGAGUUCUCUCUGACAUAAUUGAUAAAGAGAGGGGAUGGAGGAAAAGAAGAGCAAAGUGAUAUUACAUGGGAUGUGGGCAAGCACAUACUCCAAGAGGGUCGAGAUCGCCCUUAAACUCAAGGGCAUAUCCUACGAGUACGUUGAAGAAGAUUUAAAGAACAAGACAGAGUCUCUGAUUCAACUCAACCCUGUUCUCAAGAAGAUUCCUCUUCUUGUCCAUGAUGGUAAGCCAGUGGCUGAUACACAAGUGAUUCUUGACUACAUCGAUGAAACCUGGAAGAACUCUCCUCGUUUCUACCAUGAGGAUCCUUAUGAAAGGGCCCAGGUUCGGUUCUGGGUCAGCUACAUAAACCAGCAGGUGUUUGACGUCGUGGCUCGAGUACUGUAUCAAAAGGGCGAAGCUGCAACAAGGUCUGUGGAAGUGGCUAGAGAGAGAUUCAGAGUUCUCGAAGAGGGACUCAAGAAGCAUUUCCCGAAUAAAAUCAUCAGAGAGAAUGAUGAUGUAGGGCUUUUGGACAUCACCAUCAUCGCUAGUUUUGGAGUCCACAAAGUUUUUCAUGAAUCAAUAGGUGUAGAGAUCAUUGAUCCAGUGAACACUCCAACUUUAUACAACUGGAUAGAGCAGCUGCAAAAGCUGCCUGUGAUCAAAGAAGUUGAAGUGCCACAUGAUAGGUUGGUGACCUUUCUCCAGAAAUAUAGACAAGAGCAUCUCCAGCAGGCUGCAAACGCGUAACGAGAUCAAAAUAUUGGUCUAAAGAUUUAAAUGUCCCAGAGGAGAAUAGAUUAAGAAUAAGAGAGAUUAUCGUUUGAAAGUACAAAAAAUAAGCCCCUGUGACAUCCAUUUAUGGACUUAUAGCAGCUACUAAUGUAUGAGAGUGAAACUAAAUAAAGCGUUUGUGGUAUCUCCA